AUGAUCUCAGGUCAUAACAGUAACAAGGCACCUUCGGUAUUGAAAGUGGUGCACAAACAUGGGCCAUGCUCCAAAUUCCACAAAUCAUCAAAAACUUCAACAACAACUAGUGAUGAAAAAUACCAUGCUCAAAUCCUCAAGCAAGACCAUGCCCGAGUCAACUCAAUCCACUCCCGCCUCAACCACAACAACAACAACAACAGAAUGAAAGACCCACUCACCCAAUCCGCUGCUACCACCCUCCCCGCCAAGUCCGGUAUCGUUAUCGGCUCACCGAAUUACAUUGUCACCGUCGGCCUUGGUACACCCGCCAAGCAACUCUCCCUCAUCUUCGACACCGGCAGCGACCUCACCUGGACCCAAUGCCAGCCAUGUGCUGGCUCUCAUCCUCCGGCAUCGAACACGACUGCUCCUCCUCCACCUCCGCCUGCCUCUACGCCGCCGGACAACGAAGGCCUAUUCAACGGAUCCGCCGGUUUGCUCGGUCUCGGCCGGAGCAGCAUCUCCUUGGUCGAGCAAACCGCCAAUAAAUACAACCGGUUAUUCUCCUACUGCCUCCCAUCGACUUCCAGCUCCACCGGUCACCUCACCUUCGGCCACGGAGGCUCCGCUAACGGCGUUCAGUUCACAAAGCUCAUCACGUCAUCCCAAAGCGAGUCGUUUUACGGCCUUGGCCUCGCCGGCAUCAAAGUCGGUGGGAGACAGCUGUCGAUUGCGCCCUCGGUCUUUUCGUCUUCGGGAACUAUCAUCGACUCGGGGACGGUGAUCACGCGGCUGCCGGCGACGGCAUACGCCUCGUUGCGGGGCGCGUUUCGGGAGGCGAUGAAGAACUACACGCUGACUAAGUCGUUCUCGUUGCUGGACACGUGUUACGAUAUCAGCGGCUUGAACACAUUUUCGUAUCCGGAGAUAGCGUUUGUGUUUGGGGACGGACUUACGGUUGACUUGGACGCUACGGGGAUAUUGUUUCUGAUAAGUCCUUCGCAGGUUUGCUUGGCGUUCGCCGGAAACAUGGAUGAUAGUGACUUUGGGAUUAUUGGGAAUGUUCAACAGAAGAGGUUGGAAGUUGUGUAUGACGUCGUUGGAGGAAAAGUCGGAUUUGGCCCUGCAGGUUGCCAUUGA
Prunus armeniaca (apricot) is the source of this 1122-nucleotide messenger RNA. The record is from the annotation of a GenBank genome assembly. Lineage: Eukaryota; Viridiplantae; Streptophyta; Magnoliopsida; Rosales; Rosaceae.